AGCUGGUGCUGAAAAUGGAUGUUUAAUCUCCUCAAAUGGGGCAUGCUCCAUUAUUUUAAUGGGAAAACGCUCAUUGCUGUGACGUGGGGCAUGGAGGCAUUAAAUAAGCAAAUUGGGCACCGCCUCGUUUCAUACAUUGGUUGGCUAUUGUUCGGGAAUCAAAUCCAGAUGUCCACGAAUCAUUUUUCAGCCCAGCCCAAUAAAAAAUGUACUUAUGUUUUGCUUUCAAUUGCAGCCUGCGGUUGAAUCAAUGGAAUUUUAAUAAUACCCGACUGAAAAGACGACAAAAGCAGUUCACAACAAACGACAAUGGAAUUGGUGGGUAUAUGGAAGAACAGGUCUGUAAAGAUUUUUCAACCUGAAUGGCUUAAAAUAUCUUUUACAGAGCCCCACUUCAUAACUUACCCUAAAAUAAAGAGAAAGGUAAGAUUGUGUAAUAACAAAUAGCGGGUUAUGGAUGCAUUGCCCAAGGUUCAUCCCCGCUAACUGCGGGUGAGGGAGAUUUGGUACUUUUACAUGGAGCCCUGAAAAACGGACAGAUCAUCAGUAAAAGUAAAGAGCGAGAUAUGAAAUAUCCCUUGGCCUCCUCCCAUGCAGCCUCAUGCGACCUUAUCAUUACAAUCCCACGGGCCACAGCUACUUCUCCCCCUGCCCGCUAUAUGACCGCCCGCUUGGUCAAUAAAACUGAUUCUGUUAGUGUUUGAUGUAUGCUCAAGUAUUGGGCGCAGUCAGACGCAUGCAUCCUGUUUUAUUGGCAUUUGUUUAUUUUUAGAGGGAGAGGCAACUGCAGCGCUUCACGUUUUCAACAUGGCAAUGACAGUGAAUGUGGAUCAAUUUUAACUUUUUUUCAAGAUCAUACAGUGUGUGCUUGAACCAAUGCAAGAUAUUAGGAGGUUGGCAAUUGGAUGGUGAUCACAACAUCUUACCUGCACUGAAUUCCACAACCAAUUGAGGAGCUGUAUUUAAUAGGAGCUGUACAGGACAGAAAAUUAAAGGAGAAACAGAAAUAUAAGUGUCAUGUAUAAAGUGAGCAAUCCCAAGUUGUUUCAAGCUAAACGUUCUAAAGCAACAAUGGCUUCAAGAAAGUCCCAGCGUGAAGGUCCUGCCUCCAGAUCGGGACACCAAUUGGAGCCCAAUCCUCCAAAAGUACCAGUUGAAUUCAAUAUUUUUGGCAAGGGAAUGUUCGAAUUUGACUCAGACAAUGAAAAUAGCAUAGAUGAUCUUUCCACCUCCAGAUCGAACAGCACCAGACCUGAAGAGGAAGAUAUUAAUUUGACACACCACAGACGUCGAAGCCUGCCGAGGGUGCCAUCCAAUGCCAGUGAGGGUGAUCAGGUGAGUAAUUCGUCUGACCAGAAUCCCCAACCAAGUCUCGGUUGGCCCUUGGCAGCCAAAACCGAAAGGCUUUUUCGUGCCAGAAUAAAGAAGCCCGCUACAGCUAUGAAAGUCCAGAUCAUUAACAAAACCCAAGACGAGAAACAAUUAUCAGAAAUGGAAAUGAUGAAAGAAAGGUUUUCCAAAUUACUUCUCGGAGAGGACAUGUCUGGAGGAGGAAAGGGCGUAUCCUCUGCUUUAGCAAUAUCCAAUGCCAUAACCAAUCUAGCAGCCUCCAUUUUUACAGAGCUAUCUAAAUUGGAGCCCUUAGCUCCAGAGCGUAAAACCAUGUGGUGUCGGGAAAUUGGUUGGUUCCUCUCUGUUGUAGAUCAUAUAGUAGAAUUUGUGCCAUCAAGCCAGCACGCGCUGGAUGGAAGCAAUAUGGAGAUUAUGGUGACCAAGCCACGCUCGGAUCUUCAGAUGAACAUACCAGCUCUGCGCAAAUUGGAUGCAAUGCUACUUGAAACUUUGGAGAAAUUCAAGGAGCCUGAGUUUUGGUAUGUGAAUAAAUCCAUGGAGGGAGAUGCAUUCGGGGAUAAUUGUAAUCAACAAAGGCAGGAACAUAAAUGGUGGCUACCCACUCCUCAUGUACCUCCAGGAGGCCUCUCAAGGAAUGCAAGGAAAAUACUACAGAGUCAGAGGGAGUCUGUCAAUCAAAUACUUAAGGCGGCAAUGGCAAUCAAUGCUCAGGUCUUAUCCGAAAUGGAGAUUCCAGAUGCUUACCUGGAAUCCUUACCCAAGGCAGCAAAAGCUAGCCUUGGAGACAUGAUUUAUCGUCAUAUAACGUCAGAUCAAUUCUCUGCGGAAGGUUUGCUGUCUUCACUGGAUUUAUCAUCCGAACACAACAUUCAGGAUAUAAUUAACCGAAUAGAAGCCUCCAUUGCCAUAUGGAAGCGAAAAAUCAACAAGGAGUGUAAAAAUAAUGCAAUGUCGUCUUGGGGAACUAGCCACAGUGAUAAAAAGGAACUCUUUGGUGAAAGAGCUGAGUCUCUUCUGUUACUACUGAAGCUGAGAUUUCGUGGCCUUCCUCAGACAGCACUGGACAUGAGCAAAAUCCAGUACAAUAAGGAUGUUGGCCAAUCGGUACUAGAGAGCUAUUCCCGUGUGCUAGAGAGCCUGGCUUACAACAUACUAUCUCGAAUCGAUGAUGUACUGUAUGCAGACAAUCUCAACAAGCGAGUUCCAUCACGAGGAUAUUAUGAAAGGAGUUCCUCAUCUAGUUCAAUCGCCACCAAUUCUGUGUCUGAAGAUCCAUCUUCCUAUUGGAGUGCAUCUCCUUCUCCAGGUUAUUAUCAAUCUCCAGAUGGCAGUCCUAAGAAGUGUCAAACUGAAACGCAGGUGGUUCAUGCAGAGCAUAACUAUAACCAUUCAAUGCAGGUAGUCCAUGCAGAGCAUAACCAUAACCAUUCAAUUUCUUCAUCACCAUCAAUAGUGAUGACUCUCUCUGAUCACAUCGGCUGGCAGAUUGUCGACCAUAACCCUGAUAAUAAUUGUAAAUUAAAGUUAGAAGAUCUAAUCUCUGCCACCGGACCCCAAAAAUCUCUCAAGAAACUUCCUGAUAUCAUAACAAGCAAGCGGGGUUUUAUUGAAAGGUUAGAGGAUGAGGGUGCUGUCCAUAGUCCAGCUGCUCGAGAUUGAGAAGAAUCAUUUUGUAGAUGUAAUAAUUCGUGUACAGAAUACCAAAUUCUUUUUAUUCAAUUCACGAUUUAGUGGAAUUGAUGUUGAGGAAAGACAUCUGAUUCUCAUCUAGGCAGCAGAGAUCUUGCAGAGAAGAAUUAAAUUUCAGUUACCCGGACUCCUCAUUUUCUCAUAGCAACAAUAUUACCCUUUCUUGUACAAUGAAAACCAAAUGCUCCAGUUUCAUAUUCAUGGGGGUGUGUGGAUAGAUUUUGACCAUUAAGGAAGCAUCACCUUUGGCUUGAAUCCCAAAGUUUGAUAUUGUUGUUUAAAUUAAAAUUUUCUUAACAAUUAUUUUAGGAAAAACACAUUAAAAGAAAAAAGUCAAUCGACCUGAAAGGAAUACCAUUCUUCAUUCCCUUCAGUUCCAUACAGAACAAAGGCAGAGUGCUAUUACUAAUUUUUUGAAAAGCAUAGAUCAAAGAAUCAAAGUUUAGAUUUUGGAUGCAUUUGGAUUAGGUUGUCUGAUAUGUAAUUAUAAGUCUAAAAAGUGGUAUAAACCAUUCUUGUGUUUUUAUCU
Molecule: messenger RNA, 3571 nt
Organism: Cryptomeria japonica (Japanese cedar)
Lineage: Eukaryota; Viridiplantae; Streptophyta; Pinopsida; Cupressales; Cupressaceae
Product: rop guanine nucleotide exchange factor 9
Exons: 8
Coding region: 1018-3012 (664 amino acids)
Molecular function (GO): guanyl-nucleotide exchange factor activity
Source: RefSeq, a predicted model, not a curated record